Molecule: messenger RNA, 1059 nt
Organism: Alternaria ventricosa
Lineage: Eukaryota; Fungi; Ascomycota; Dothideomycetes; Pleosporales; Pleosporaceae
Exons: 2
Coding region: 1-1059 (352 amino acids)
Source: RefSeq, a predicted model, not a curated record
AUGCCAGGCACACUCCAACCGCCCCAGCCGAAUGGCUUCCCCCCCGGUCGCCGCGGAGUCUACCUCCUCACGCACCCCCGCUCAGCAUCCAAUCUCUUCCAAACCAUGAUGUCCAAGCAGCCCGGCUACCAGAACUCUGGCUACAAGCUCUUCGACGGCGGCUUUGCGACGCUGAUGAAUCUCGAGAAAGGGCCGCUGAGUGAGUGGCCUGAGGAGGAAAGGACAGCGUUAUAUGAGACGUUCAAAAAGGCGUUUGGCAGCUUGGAGGACGAGUUGGACGAUUGCGCGAAGAAUAACAAACAAGCCUUCGUAAAAGAACACACAAUCUUCCUCUCCGGGCCAGACCGCCUCUUCUCAACCGUCUACCCGCACGACAACCCCCCAGCCCUAACCAUCCACCAACGCAAUGAAUCCCCCUCCUCCUCCUCCUCCUCUUUACAACACACAAACCCCACCUCCGUCCCCGACUCCCUCCUCCUGACCCUCCAACCCAUCUUCCAAAUCCGGCAUCCAAUCCUAAUGUUCCCGUCCAUGCUGCGCGCGCAGAAAGAUUCCUUCCCAGACAUGUUCACGAAGCCCCGGUCGUUGUACACAUGCACAACCUACACGCUGAAAUACACGCGCGCGCUGUAUGAAUGGUAUGCAGAGCGGGAGGCCACCUCAGGCAUCGUCCCCCGCAUCAUCGACGCCGACGACAUCAUGAACAACCCGCUUGCCGUCCGCCAGUUGUGCCUCCAAUGUGGCCUCGACCCCGAGGCCGUGCAGUACGAGUGGGAGGAGAAGAAAAUUGAGGAUAAUCCGCUCAUGGCCCGGUUUCUGAGUACGAUUAAUGCUAGCAAGGUAAGUCUUUGGUUGUUACGGAAUGCUUGUGAGAUGUAUGUUGACUUUCUGCAGGGGAUUAAGAAGGGGUAUGAGGCCAAAGGUUUAACGAUGGAGGUAGAGAGGAAGAAGUGGGUGGAAGAGUGGAAUGAGGAGUUUGCGGCGGAUUUGGAGGAUUUUGUGAGUAAGGCGAUGGAUGAUUAUGUGUUUCUUUGGGAGAGGAGGGUGAAGGGGGAGUAG